UUUAUUUACAUUUGUUUUUCCCCACGUGAAGGCUCGAAUCAUCGUUCUUACUUUGCAAUUUUUGUGAUAUUCGAGUUUUGAUUUUUGUGAACCCGGCACAAGCUAAGAAUCCGUUCAGGAGCAUACGCCGGAAAACAAACCUCAUUCCUUCCUUACUUUGCAAUACAGUAAUUCAAAAAAGAAGUGAAGGGAAAAAAUGGUUCGUGAUAACAGACGGAUUGCAGCUCCAGAAAACUGCUUGUCUUUUAAUAAUUUCAGGACAAAAAAUCAGCCAGAAAGCUUGAUCCAAAAUAACAUAAGAAAUGAUGGCAGAACUCCCAGUGAAUUGAAGUCUCUUUCUCUGCAAGUUGGUAUUGUACCAUCUGUUACUGGAUCUGCCUAUCUUGAAUGUGGGAAAACAAAAAUUAUUUGUUCUGUAAAUGGGCCUCGUGAUGUUUUGAACAAAAGUGAUUCAUCUGUUAAGGGGCAGUUAUAUUGUGAGUUUAAAUAUGCAAUGUUUUCUGGCAAAGAAAGACAACCAUAUCUACCUACUGAUGAGGAAGCAAGUAUUUCUAGAUCCAUUCAAGAUGCCUUAGAACCUGUAAUUUUACUACACAAAUUUCCGAAAUCAAGAUUGGAUAUUACUAUUUUUGUUUUAGAAAAUGAUGGUGGAGUUGUAAGUGCUGCCAUUACAUGUGCUGGAGCGGCCCUAUCAAAUGCUGGUGUGGAAAUGUAUGAUCUUCCUAUUGGAUGCAGUUUAGUUCAUUAUGAUUCAACAGUUCUUAUUGAUCCAACAGCUGAAGAGGAAUUGUAUUGCAAGUCAAAGGAAGAAUGCAAGUAUAUGGCUAUUGCAAUGAUGGCUGAAUAUAAGAAUCAAGUUAUUUAUAUGGACAGCUAUGGUUAUGUCAAUCCUACUCUACUUUCUGAAAGUUUGAAAACCUUACAAUCGUCUUGCCAUCAAAUAUUAACUGAUAUCCGAUUGUGCUUGAUGCAGCAUGUUGAAGAUAGGUGUGACCACCAAGAUGAUGAACCAAGUGAAGGAGCUAUUAGCAAAAAAGCAGAAGCCCAUUUGAAACUUCUUCAGCCUCAAAAAUACAUCAAUGCUCUCUUGGAGCAUGACCUCCGUCCUGGUGGAAGAUCAUUAACAAAUUUUCGCUCAGUUCUUAUAAACACUGGCUCUAUUGGAACUGCCUGUGGUUCAGCAUUAGUUAAACUUGAUGAUACUUCAGUACUCUGUGGAAUCAAAGCAGAAUUAACCAACCCACUUUCCAAUGAACCAGACAAAGGCUUCUUUGUGCCAAAUGUCACAUUGACUUCAAUAUGCUCUAAUCGUUAUGUGCCUGGUCCUCCAACUGAACAGGCUCAGGUUUAUUCUCAAAUCAUCAUGGACUUGUGGAAAAAUUCUCCAUUUGUAGAUCCCACAGACCUGUGCAUUGCUCCAAACAAGCUUUCAUGGUGUUUAUUUGCUGAAAUGGUUUGUCUUAGCUCUGACGGCAAUGUUCUGGAUGCUUGUAUACUAGCACUUAUGGCUGCUUUGAGGAAUACCAAACUGCCGGAAGUUGUGGUGAAUGAGGAGACGAACUCUAUAGAAGUAACUGAGAAAUUGUUCGAUUUAAAAAUAAAUUAUUUUGUGUUUUCUGCUACAUAUGCUGUAUUAGAGAAAAGCUGUGUGGCAGAUCCGUCAUCAGAAGAAGAAUCAUUAGCGAAAAGUUGUAUUACUGUCUUCUUAAAAGAUAAACAUGAAAUAAACGUGCAUUCUUUUGGUCCUGUGAAAGAAGAUCAGCUAUUCCAUUGUAUUGACUGUUCUAAACAGCGGUUUUCUGAAAUGAAAGAACUUCUUGAAGCUUUGAAUUGAUAUGUUUGUAUAUAAGAUAUGUGUUGAUUGUCUUUUUAUUGGAAGACAUUUUAAAAUAAAUAGUUAAUAAAAUCUUUCUUGUUUAAAA
Argiope bruennichi is the source of this 1922-nucleotide messenger RNA. RefSeq lists its product as uncharacterized. Gene Ontology annotation, biological process: U1 snRNA 3'-end processing; U4 snRNA 3'-end processing; exonucleolytic trimming to generate mature 3'-end of 5.8S rRNA from tricistronic rRNA transcript (SSU-rRNA, 5.8S rRNA, LSU-rRNA). Gene Ontology annotation, cellular component: nuclear exosome (RNase complex); cytoplasmic exosome (RNase complex). The coding region runs from base 197 to 1834 and encodes 545 amino acids. NCBI's taxonomy places the organism in Eukaryota, Metazoa, Arthropoda, Arachnida, Araneae, Araneidae. The transcript has 11 exons. The record is from RefSeq and is a predicted model, not a curated record.